Ramularia collo-cygni is the source of this 2124-nucleotide messenger RNA. Its product is annotated as probable Putative glutamine-dependent NAD(+) synthetase. Lineage: Eukaryota; Fungi; Ascomycota; Dothideomycetes; Mycosphaerellales; Mycosphaerellaceae. Gene Ontology annotation, biological process: NAD+ biosynthetic process. Gene Ontology annotation, molecular function: NAD+ synthase (glutamine-hydrolyzing) activity; glutaminase activity; ATP binding. The coding region runs from base 1 to 2124 and encodes 707 amino acids. The transcript is spliced from 2 exons. The record is from RefSeq and is a predicted model, not a curated record. Gene Ontology annotation, cellular component: cytoplasm.
AUGAGUCGGCAAUGCAUCCUCGCGACUUCACAGCUCAAUCAAUGGUCGCUCGACUACGAUGGCAACCGUGACCGCAUCAUCGAGGCCGUACAAACCGCCAAGGCCGCUGGCGCGACACUCAUACUCACACCAGAGCUAAGUGUUCCUGGAUAUGGACUGCUUGACCACUACCUGGAGAACGAUGUGUACUCGAAUUCAUGGGACAUUACAGCAGAGAUCAUCUCACAUCCGGAUUGUCAAGACAUCAUCAUCGACCUAGGUCUACCAGUUCAACACCGCGGAUGUCGCUACAACGCACGUGUAAUCGCUCUCAAUGGCGAAAUUCUGGCAGUGCGACCCAAGCUAGACCUCUGUAAUGAUGGCAACUUUCGCGAGAUGCGGUAUUUCCAACCUUGGCCCAGACAGCAGGUUGAGGACUACAAGCUCCCGGCAGUCAUUCAGAAGCUCUCUCUCGGACAAACGACUUGCAGAAUUGGCGAAGUGGCGUUUGAGACUUUCGAUGCUUCAUUCGCAUCGGAGACGUGCGAAGAGCUGUGGACCCCGAACUCGCCCCACACGGUCUAUUCUCUUGCUGGGAUCGAGAUUGUGCUCAACUCAAGUGGCAGUCAUCACGAGCUGCGCAAGCUGCACACUCGAAUCAACCUCAUACUUGAGGCCACUGCGAAGAAUGGUGGCGUUUACAUGUACUCAAACCAACGUGGAUGCGAUGGAGACCGACUGUACUAUGACGGAUGUGCCCUGAUCAUGAACUCGGGCAAGGUCCUCGCGCAGGGAUCUCAGUUCUCAUUGCGGGAUGUGGAAGUCAAGACUGCGCUCGUCGAUCUGGACGAUAUUUGGUCUGCUCGCACCUCACCAAGCCGUGGACUGCAGGCAAACAAUCCCGAAGUACGCAAGAUCGAGCGCAUCCAAGUCAAGUUUCACCUAUGCAAAGACCCGGACAUUGUCGAUACCAAAAUCCAUCUGACCGAAGCGAUUGAGCCCCACUACCAUCUUCCGGAGCAGGAGAUUGCCUACGGACCUGCUUGCUGGAUGUGGGAUUACCUGCGGCGGUCCAAGGCUGCAGGGUUCCUUGUGCCUCUCAGCGGCGGGAUUGAUAGCUGUGCCACAGCUACAAUCGUCUUCAGCAUGUGCCGGCUUGUUGUAGCCGWAAUCAAGCAGGGCAACAAGAUUGUCAUUGAAGAUGCACAGAGACUGUGCGGCAAAGAUCCAACUGGUCUCACCGCCGAGCAGUUCUGCAGCCAUAUCUUCAGCACAGUGUUCAUGGGUAUGAAGGAGCAGUCUUCCAAGGAGACUCGAGGUCGCGCCAAGGAACUGGCGGAAGUAAUCGGCGCUCAGCACAUCGAUACCAAUAUCGACGAUAUGGUGAAAUCCUUGCAUGUCCUCGUCUCAGGCGUCAUCGGUAUGGAGCCCAAGUUCAAGGUUCACGGCGGUUCUUCAGCGGAAAACCUGGCACUGCAGAACUUCCAGUCGAGAUCCCGCAUGGUCUUGGCCUAUGCUCUGGGUCAGCUUCUUCCGACCUCGCGGGGUAGCACUGGUGGGUUGCUCAUCCUGGGGUCGGCGAAUGUCGAUGAGUGUCUUCGCGGCUAUCUUACCAAAUACGAUUGCUCCUCGGCCGACAUCAAUCCAAUCGGCGGGAUCUCCAAGACGGAUCUCAAGCGCUUCAUCAAGUGGGCAGAGAAGGACUUCAAGCUGCCGAUCUUGCGCGAGUUUCUCGACGCCGUACCUACUGCGGAGCUUGAGCCCAUUACCGAGACCUAUGUUCAAAGCGACGAAGCCGACAUGGGAUUUACCUACGACGAGCUCUCGACGUUGGGCCGCCUCCGCAAGAUAUCCAAAUUCGGCACCGUCAGCAUGUUUCGAAGAUUGGUCGUCGACUGGAGCGACCGCAUGACCCCACGUGAGGUCUACACCAAAGUGCGCAACUUCAUGUACUACUACGCCAUCAACCGUCACAAGAUGACCACCAUGACUCCGGGGCUCUACUUGGAAUCCUACACUCCAGAUGACAAUCGGUUCGAUCUGCGGCCGUUCCUCUACCCAAAGUUCAUCUUUGAGCACCGCAAGAUUGAGAACAUUUUGAAGAAGAUGGAGGAAGGUGAGGCUGGACCUCGACCUGCUACCUAA